Messenger RNA from Photinus pyralis (common eastern firefly), 4957 nucleotides. RefSeq lists its product as uncharacterized. Gene Ontology annotation, biological process: proteolysis; DNA integration. The coding region runs from base 638 to 4717 and encodes 1359 amino acids. The transcript is spliced from 2 exons. Gene Ontology annotation, molecular function: aspartic-type endopeptidase activity; zinc ion binding; nucleic acid binding. The record is from RefSeq and is a predicted model, not a curated record. NCBI's taxonomy places the organism in Eukaryota, Metazoa, Arthropoda, Insecta, Coleoptera, Lampyridae.
AAAAUUAGUACAAAUAAUGGUUUUCACAUAUUAAUGCUCAAAUUUACGAUUUUUAAGUGAUAGUCGAAAAUCGUGGUUCAAACUGUCGUAUAUAAAUUCGGCAUGAUCUUAAGCUAAUUAACCCAAAAAUGUUUAAGUUGAUAGCCCUUCACAAAAAAAGUAGCUAGGAAGUUAAAUAAGUUAAAAUCAACUUUGAGUUACAACGCUGUUACUAAAAGGACUAUAGAAACAAACGACUCACGGCAUUGAUUUCUACAUUGAAAAGUGCCUAAAUAAUGCUAAAGCCAUUUUGUUCUAGCUUCAAAAAUACAGGAGUUACAGCAAAUAGAAGGAAUCCGCCAUUUUUCAGUUUUUUUCUAUAGUGAAAAAAACAAAAGACGGCAGCUUAUUUCUGGCAAUGGUAAUGGAAUAAGCAUGAAAAAGGAGGUCCCUGUAGUGUCCCAGCUUUAGAUAGACAAAGAGUGUGGACUCAGCUUUAGAACGGGAACGGUAAUGGCCGACAAUAAAGAGUGACUGUCUUUUUAUUUUAGAUUCCACACGAUUGCUUGAAUUAACAGGAUGUAACAAACAUCACAUUUUGGCGACGAGAAUUAAUAACAUUUGUAUACGUUUUUCCUGUGUGAGAUGAGAAUCCAUAAUGGAGUUCCUAACAGCACCAGUCCCAAUUUUUAACAUGCAAGAUGAUGCAAGCAGCAUGGGCAGCCGGUGGGAAAAAUGGUUGAACAGAUUCGAGAACUAUUUGUUAGCAGCCGGGAUCGAUAAUGAGGAAAGGCAGAAGGCAAUGUUGUUGCAUUACGCAGUAAACAGAGAAUUCGAAAUAUUUAAUUUUCGGCAAUGUAAACAAGAGGAAAACGAGGUUAUUGAUACAUUCUACACAAGAUUGUUAAAAUUAUCAAAAACCUGUAGUUUCACCAACACCAACGAAGAAAUAAAAUCACAAAUAAUCAUGAAGACGAAGUACACUCAACUUAGAAAAUAUGGUCUAACCGAACAACCAAGUCUAGACGAUUUGUUAGCGAGAGGUCGAACAAUCGAAGCAACAAGAAAACAAUUAGCAGCCAUCGAAGAUGAACACAAACAAAUAGAAAAAUGCAAUCGCAUGCACCAAAAUAAAAACAGAAGCAACACGAGUCAGAAAAACAGAAAUCCGGAUCAAAACAGAGAUCAUCAGAUACAAUCAAAAUGUAAGAACUGUGGAGGAACCUGGCACACAAACGGAAGACAAAGUUGCCCAGCAUACCAGCUUAAUUGUAGGUCUUGUGGGAAAAUAGGGCAUUUCGCAAAAGUUUGCAUGUCAAAAGGAAACCAAAGACCACAACACAACACGAGAAACUCAAGAACACACACUCAAAGAGCAAGAGUGAAUUUCAAUGAAACCCAAAACCAAGAAGAGUUCAACAGUGACCACUCAGAGACAUCAUUCCAGAUCACAACAAUACAAAAGGUAAAUAAAGUCAAUCUUCCGACAACGCAAGUAAAGCUAAAUGGUACAUCGGUUGAUUUCAUCAUUGACACGGGAUCUUCUAUCAACUUAAUCAAUGCCGAAACUUACAAAAACUUAGGCAUACACAAAUUGUUACCAGAUAAUACAACCAUCCUGCCAUACAACACAAUGAAGCGACUUGAACUUGUAGGAAAAUUCAAGGGUAAAUUCGUACACAACAAAAGCGAAACAGAAGCAGAUGUAUAUGUAGUUCAAGGAGAUGGAGAAGCAUUACUCAGUUAUGAGACAUCUGUGAAGCUGAACCUCAUACACGUUUCACUUAAUAACAAAACAAUCUCGGAAAUCAGUUUGAGCGAAUACCCAAACCUAACCAAAGGUAUAGGAAACCUUAAACAUGUAAAAGUGAUGCUACACAUCGAUGAAACUAUAACACCCGUAGCUCACAAACACAGGAGGAUUCCCAUACAUUUAAGGAAAGCCGUCGAAGCAGAGCUUAAACGUCUGGAACAACAAGAUAUAAUUGAAAAGGCAACAGGUCCCACACCAUGGGUAUCUCCGAUCGUAAUAAUACCCAGGACUAGCAACCCAAACCAAAUCAGGCUGUGCGUAGACAUGCGUGAAGCAAACAAGGCGAUCAAACGAGAACGACAUCCAACACCAACUAUAGAUGACAUACUAUCGGAGCUAAACGGAGCAACAACAUUUUCCAAGAUUGACCUAAAAGAUGGGUAUCACCAACUAACACUUCACGAAAAUUCAAGAUACAUCACAGUCUUCUCAACACAUGCAGGACUGUACCGAUAUAAACGUUUAAGCUUCGGAAUCAACUCUGCAGCUGAAAUCUUCCAAAAUAUAAUACGUCAGACCCUUAUCAACAUUCAAGGAGUUAUAAAUGUCAGUGACGACAUAUUGAUAUAUGGAAAAUCAAAGGAAAAACAUGAUCAAGCAUUACGAAUAGUACUAGAACGUCUAAAUGCGAACAAUUUAACUAUUAAUUUGCGGAAAUGUGUUCUGAACAAGGACAAAAUAAAAUUCUUUGGUUACGUAUUUUCGAAAGAUGGCGUACAUCCAGACCCUGAAAAGAUAAAAUCCGUUGUAAACUUAGAAACCCCUACGAAUGUACACGAAGUUCGUAGUUUAUUAGGAAUUCUAAAUUACGUAGGAAAAUUUCUACCUAAUUUGGCAACAAACACACAAGUGCUAAGAGAAUUAACAAAUAAGAGAAAAAAGUGGGAGUGGAGCGAUGCACAUGAAAAAGCCUUCAAAUUUUUAAAGAAGCAACUAAGUAAUGCACAAAAAUUAGCCUAUUUUGAUGUUAACAAAAAUACUCACCUUUAUGUAGAUGCAGGACCAAUAGGACUUGGAGCGAUAUUAUCGCAAGAAGCAAACAACAAAACUGAAAUAAUAGCUUAUGCAAGUCGGACGUUAACACAAGUAGAACAGCGCUAUAGUCAGAUAGAGAAGGAAACUCUAGCAGCAACAUGGGCAAUACAGCAUUUUCACAUCUAUCUAUAUGGAACAACAUUUACUCUACACACUGACCAUAAACCCCUUCUCAGCAUUCUAAGUAAUCCACAAUCAUCUCCAAGCGCAAGAAUUGAACGUUUGUGCCUAAGGACGCAGCCCUAUCAAUUCAAAAUAGUACACCAACCUGGAGUAUCAAACCCAUCAGAUUAUUUAUCGAGACAUCCUACCACAGACGAAGGGAUAAACAAAAAUGACAAAAUAGAAGAAUAUGUCUACUUCAUUGCACAAAACAGUAUGCCGAAAACAAUGACUGUCGAAGAAGUUAGGCAAAAAACCCAAGAAGAUGCACUUUUGAACAAAUUAAAAGAAGCGCUACAGAAUAACGACUACAAACUAUGGGAAAACCCACAACUAAAACCGUACAAAUCUAUAAAAGAAGAAUUAACAAUUUACCAAGGAGUAGUACUAAGAAAAAAUCGAAUCUUAAUUCCAACAUCCAUGCAAGAAAGAGUUAUACAACUGGCACAUAAAGGACAUCUAGGAAUUGUAAAAACAAAACAGUUGUUACGCACUAAAGUAUGGUUUGCCAACAUGAACGAAAUGGUUGACAAAUAUGUCAAAAGCUGCCAUGCUUGCCAAGCGGUAACACCUUUCAAACAAAGAAAUCCACUUGAGACAACUGAAAUGGCUAGUCACGCAUUUGGAAGCGUUGAUGUUGACUACGCAGGACCAUUUCCAAAUGGUAAAUAUGCUUUCUUACUAAUAGAUGAAUAUAGUCGAUUCCCAAUUGUUGAAAUAAUUCCAUCAACAAAUUUCAAACAUUUGAAAGCAAUUUUGGACAAAACUUUCGCCAUAUUUGGAAUCCGGCAGAAACUCAAAUCAGAUAAUGGACCCCCAUUCAACGGGAAAGAGUUGAAAAGUUACUUAAGUUCAAUGCACAUAAAGCAUCACCCGAUAACACCGUAUUGGCCAGAAGCAAAUGGAGUAGCCGAAAGAUUUGUCAAAACACUCAAAAAGUCUCUCCUAUGCGCAUUCUUGGAAACACAUGACAUGGAAGCUCAAUUGCAAGAAUUUUUGAUCAACUACAGAAGCUCACCACAUCAAACAACAGAGAAAUCACCAUACGAACUCAUUUUCAACAGAGAAGUCAAUACAUUCUUACCAUCUAUAAUACAAACCGGAAACUCAAACUACAAUCCGUCAAUUGAACAUACAAAGAGGGAAACACGAAACAAUAAAGCAAACAUAAAACGUAGAACAAAGCCACACACUUUUACAUUAGGAGAUAAAGUUCUAUGUAAACAAAUUAAACACAACUCACUAACACCGUAUUAUGACCCCUAUCCAUGGAAAAUAACCAGAAUCACAGGUGCUCAAAUCGAGGGAGAAAGAGAAGGAAGGAAGAUAAUCAGAAAUUCAUCUUUCUUUAAAUCAUUCAUACCAAGAACAAAUCCUUCAAACCCUAAUAGUCCUUCUUUAAUCACUUCACCCAAUCCCAAUGAAUCAGACACUCUCACAAACACAAGCCUAACAAAAACUACAAAAAUAUAUGAGACGCCACCAAAUGGAACCAUCCAGGAGCAAGAGACCAGUGAAAAUUCAAUGUCAACCGGAACAAUGAGAACCAGACCAUCCAUAGCCCCAAGUAAUCGGACUCCAACACCAAUCGUGACACCAUCGACAUCAGGUCAUGAAGCCCAAGACAUUCGACACCCCGAAGCAAGCCCACCAUCGUUUUCUAACAGACCCAAGCGGCAAACAAAGACUCCCGGACACUUUAAAGACUAUGUAGUGACUAAAUAUUAAUCGAACACUCUUAUGUCCUUAGUUCAGUAACAUGUUAAUUAGUUAUAACAUUUUAAGUUGUAUUUUGAAUGUUUUAAUGUUAUCACAUAAUUAGAACUUGGGAGGAAUGUAGUGUCCCAGCUUUAGAUAGACAAAGAGUGUGGACUCAGCUUUAGAACGGGAACGGUAAUGGCCGACAAUAAAGAGUGACUGUCUUUUUAUUUUAGAUUCCACACGAUUGCUUGAAUUAACAGGAUGUAA